Messenger RNA from Nannospalax galili (Upper Galilee mountains blind mole rat), 664 nucleotides. It is a transcript of the gene Cnfn, whose product is annotated as cornifelin. The transcript has 4 exons. The record is from RefSeq and is a predicted model, not a curated record. Gene Ontology annotation, cellular component: cornified envelope. NCBI's taxonomy places the organism in Eukaryota, Metazoa, Chordata, Mammalia, Rodentia, Spalacidae. Bases 160 to 534 code for a protein of 124 amino acids.
CUCCCUUCCCCCUGAGAGCCCAGCCCCCAGUGCCUUAGUCCCUUGCCCUCCCCUGCCCAGUAUCCAGCCUCCCUUGGACACACUCCACUGCUUGUUGCUGUUGCUGCAGCCACCCCCUGCGGCCGUUCACACACCAGCCACCUCCUCAGGGCCAGCGAAAUGCAGUUUGAGAUGCACGACAACGUGAAAGGCAAAGCCAUGUCCUACCCAGUGACCAGUCAGCCUCAGUGCGCCAGUACCUGCUACCAGACACAGCUCAGCGACUGGCACACAGGCCUCACCGACUGCUGCAACGAUAUGCCUGUCUGUCUGUGCGGGACUUUCGCUCCCUUGUGCCUGGCCUGCCGCAUCUCGGACGACUUCGGCGAGUGCUGCUGUGCGCCGUACCUGCCCGGAGGCCUGCACUCUCUGCGCACUGGCAUGCGCGAGCGCUACCACAUCCAGGGCUCCGUCGGACACGACUGGGCGGCCCUCACCUUUUGCCUGCCGUGCGCCCUCUGUCAGAUGGCGCGGGAACUGAAGAUCCGAGAGUAAGGAGGUUCCCACGUUCCUCCUCCUGAGUCCUCUGGUUACACCUGGCCUCCUGGGGCCCCUCCUGGGAGAGCCUGUCCCACUGCCCCUGUCCCACCAAAAAAUACACCCACAAUAAAAACCGGAAAACCAA